This is a messenger RNA of Condylostylus longicornis, 1413 nucleotides long. It is a transcript of the gene Galt, whose product is annotated as probable galactose-1-phosphate uridylyltransferase. Gene Ontology annotation, molecular function: UDP-glucose:hexose-1-phosphate uridylyltransferase activity; zinc ion binding. The transcript has 5 exons. Gene Ontology annotation, biological process: beta-D-galactose catabolic process via UDP-galactose, Leloir pathway. The record is from RefSeq and is a predicted model, not a curated record. Lineage: Eukaryota; Metazoa; Arthropoda; Insecta; Diptera; Dolichopodidae. Gene Ontology annotation, cellular component: cytoplasm. Bases 198 to 1265 code for a protein of 355 amino acids.
GAUCGAUUAAUGCGACCUUUGAUGGUUGAAACUGUAUUUAAGUAGCAACAUUAGAUAUUUUAUGCAAUUAUUCCCUUACAAGAAAUCAUUGUGUAUAGUGAUAACAUUUGGAAAGAGGUGAUAUACUAGGAAGUCGUAGUUUUAAGUUCUGAAAAAAAAUUUUAAAGUGAUUGAUUUUUAUUUUGGGUGCUUUUAGAAUGACUGCAUUCAUACCAACUGAACAUCAACAUCAAAGGUAUAAUCCGUUGACUGGGGAAUGGGUUCUGGUUUGUCCACAUCGAAUGAAGAGACCAUGGUCAGGUCAACAAGAGCUUCCCCAGAAAAACAACCUGCCAGAAUUUGACCCAACAAACCCAUUAUGCCCAGGAGUUACCAGAGGCAAUGGUGAAAAAAAUCCGGUCUAUACUUCUACUUUUGUGUUUCCAAAUGAUUUUCCUGCACUGUUGGAAGAAGUUCCAGAGCCACCCGAAAGCGAUGAUCCCCUAUUUAAAAUUGCACCAGCUCGUGGUCAAUGCCGCGUAAUGUGUUUUCAUCCGAAAUCAAAUAAAACAUUACCUAUUAUGACUCCAAAAGAAAUACAGAAUGUUAUUACAGAGUGGAUUAAUCAAUUUAAUGAAUUGAAAACGAAAUAUGUUUGGGUGCAAAUAUUUGAAAAUAAAGGAGCAUCAAUGGGAUGUUCAAAUCCGCAUCCGCAUUGUCAAAUUUGGUCCAGUUCUUUUUUUCCUAGAAACCCGCAAAUUAAGGACUCCAAUUUAAGGCAAUAUUAUGAAGUUCAUGGAAGACCUAUGUUAGAUGAUUAUGUUGAAAAAGAAUUGCAGAAAAAAGAAAGAAUUGUUGUUUUAAACCCAGACUGGCUUGUGGUAGUACCAUACUGGGCUACUUGGCCUUUUGAAACUAUGUUGAUUUCACGUAACAAAAAUAAACGUAUAGAUGAUCUUACUAAGACACAAAUUGAGAACUUAGCGUUAACGAUUAAAGAAUUAACCACAAAGUAUGAUAAUUUGUUUCAAUGUUCAUUUCCAUACUCAAUGGGGUGGCAUGGAGCACCAACUUUUGAUAAAUAUACCGAAGAAAACACGAAACACUGGACUUUGCACGCAAUAUAUUACCCACCAUUACUUAGAUCAGCCACUGUACGGAAAUUUAUGGUGGGUUUUGAAUUACUUUGCCAAGGUCAAAGAGAUUUAACUGCGGAACAGGCAGCACAACGAUUAAGAGAAAUGGACGGAACUUAUCACUAUGAUGAAAUUGGAAGUAAAAUUUAGCAAGUUAAGGGGAAAAAAAAACCACAUGCGAUUUUAUUUAUUAGAAAUUUUAUUUAUAUAAUGUAUUUUGUAUAAAUACCAUACAGUUAAAAAUUUUAUUCUGGCACAUUUUUAAUUUGAAUAUAACAUAUUAUAUAUGUAUACAUAA